Molecule: messenger RNA, 1342 nt
Organism: Polyodon spathula (Mississippi paddlefish)
Lineage: Eukaryota; Metazoa; Chordata; Actinopteri; Acipenseriformes; Polyodontidae
Gene: clns1a
Product: chloride channel, nucleotide-sensitive, 1A
Exons: 7
Coding region: 295-1029 (244 amino acids)
Biological process (GO): cell volume homeostasis; chloride transport; mRNA cis splicing, via spliceosome
Cellular component (GO): spliceosomal complex; cytosol; plasma membrane
Source: RefSeq, a predicted model, not a curated record
AGCGAGGUAAUGAGGACGGUCGGUGGGGCUGCAUUUCCACUUGCAGUAAAAGCAAAGCAUGGAUUGACUGUGGAUUGACGCAGAAACAGAAACAUCCAAGCAGGGAAUUAAGUGGUGUGUGCAGCCGACGGAGACUUUAGUUUCCCAGCUUUUGAGAAAAAAAAAAAAAAAGUCAUUUUGUUUUUUCUUUGCUUGUUAAAGCGCUAAUAUUGUGCAAAAGACAAUAUAUGUGACAGUUACACUGCUAUAUAGAUAUAUUUUCUAUAUAAAAGUGUUAAAAUAGUCAGUGAAGAUAUGGUUUUGCUGAAAAACGUUUCCCCUCCCAGCGAAGGCGUCCGGUACCAACAGUCUGAGACCGCGGCAGUUUUGGACGGGAAAGGACUUGGCUCUGGAACACUCUACGUCGCUGAAAACCGUUUGUCCUGGUUUGAUGGAACAGGCUUGGGCUUCUCGCUGGAAUACCCUUCCAUCAGCUUGCAUGCCAUCUCCCGGGACGUGAGCGCCUAUCCACAGGAGCACUUGUAUGUGAUGGUCAAUGCUAAGCUGAGUGAGGAGGAUGGGGCGGCUGAAGAGUCUGAAAUGAAGGAGAAAGACUCUGAAGGCGAGCAAGACGAGAGCGAUGAAGACACAGAUCCCAUCACAGAGAUCCGAUUCGUACCCAGCGACAAAGCAGCACUGGAGCCGAUGUUCUCGGCGAUGUGCGAGUGUCAGGCUCUGCACCCUGACCCGGAGGAUGACGACUCGGACAAUGAUUUUGAGGGUGACGAGUACGACGUUGAGGAAGCUGAACAAGGGCAAGGUGACGUGCCUUCAUUCUGCACCUACGAGGAAGGGCUCUCGCGUCUGACCUCCGAAGGGCAGAGCACUCUGCAGCGAUUGGAGGGUAUGCUGGCUGAGUCAGUGGCUCAGCAGUACCACAUGGCAGGAGUGAGGACCGAAUCUGCAGCCGCUGACUUUGAAGAUGGAAUGGAAGUGGAUACAGGCUCAGCGGUUGCUGGGCAGUUUGAAGAUGCUGAUGUGGAACAUUGAUACGAUUUUGGCAACUAACUGAAGCACUUACUGGUCGUAAGGCUUGUGGAACGUCGGUUUUCACAGAGAUGCUAGCUUUGGAUCCAGUGCGAAUUGCGCUAUUGGUUAAUUUUUACAACUAAAUUCUGUUUUUGAAAUUUUUUUGCCAGAGCCUUAACUUGUUUAGUGCUAAUUUAGUUUUUUUUAUCUUAUUUUUUAGUUUUAGGUCAAGGAAAACCAAUAGCCAGCACUGUGUUGUGUGUGUCACUUCUUGAUGGAUAUCCUUGUCUAGAAAAAAAACCUGUUCAAUAAAACUAAUUUUUCUAUAAAAACA